This is a messenger RNA of Momordica charantia (bitter melon), 951 nucleotides long. NCBI's taxonomy places the organism in Eukaryota, Viridiplantae, Streptophyta, Magnoliopsida, Cucurbitales, Cucurbitaceae. The record is from RefSeq and is a predicted model, not a curated record.
UUUUUUGUUGAAGGCUGAAUCCCAAUUUUUGUGGUUGAAAAAAAAAAGUUUUUGUUUAGCCACACCUUGAGGGCAAGGUGUGUUUUAAGGGGCGGGUAAUGAUAGGAAUCACCCUUAGGGUAAUAAAGGGAUAUUAUUAGAGUAUCGAGGGUACCUUAGUAAUUAGAUAGGAAAGUGGUUAGGGAGUGUUGUUAUAAAUAGAAUGGAGGUGCAAGGAUGAAGGUAUCCAAUGGAGUGAGUAUGGUUUAGGCUUGAGUAAGAAUACUCAAGAGAGGAGAGGAGGGUCCAAGUACCUCAAAUUACUUGGUAGUUCUAGUAUUUCUUGUUUGGGUUCUAACAGUUGCUCCUUCAAGAAUUGAGAUUUUUUUAUUAAUGGGUUUUUGUUGCUUGUGUUUCUUAUCCAACGAUGCAGGUAGCUGACAAAAUGAUUGAUAUGUAUGAGGAUUGUUUGGAUGGUAACUAUGAAUCUAUUGAAAAUCUAAUGCAAUCCCAACCACCACGGGUUGCUCAUUCUCAUGUUAGUCAGGUUGUGAGUGACGAUGAAGAAGAGGAAGACGAUGAUGACGAUGCUAAAAAUGCAAGAGAUGCCAUGAGGAAUGAUGGUUCGUCAGAUAUGAUGGUGGAUGCCAUAGAAUACCAAUCUAAUUCUACUUCACAACCCAAGCGUGUCUAUCAGCCCAACCCAGAGGCUACAGCUGAAGCUGAAGAUGGAUGGGUUCAAGUCACGUCAAGGAGAAAUAGGGGUAAUAGAAAUUAGUUCCAACUUUUAAAUGUCUGCUAUUAAUCUAUUUUUAAUUAUACCAAAUUAAUCCCUUUACUCUUUUCUUAAUUCCUAGUACUUGGCAGUAGCCAUCAAUUUUGGUAGGUGUGAAGAUAUAUAAAGUACCAGUAUUCAGCUUGUGUUUGUUGAGAUCCUAGGGGCCAGUAUACCAUCAUUUUUUUAAGUGUCAA